Molecule: messenger RNA, 1602 nt
Organism: Merops nubicus (carmine bee-eater)
Lineage: Eukaryota; Metazoa; Chordata; Aves; Coraciiformes; Meropidae
Gene: SELENOO
Product: selenoprotein O
Exons: 9
Coding region: 25-1602 (525 amino acids)
Source: RefSeq, a predicted model, not a curated record
GGUCAGCUGGGCGACGGCGCCGCCAUGUACCUGGGCGAGGUGCUGGGCCCCCAGGGCGAGCGCUGGGAGAUCCAGCUGAAGGGCGCCGGCCUCACACCUUUCUCCCGGCAGGCCGACGGUCGGAAGGUGCUGCGGUCGAGCGUGCGGGAGUUCCUGUGCAGCGAGGCCAUGUUUCACCUGGGCAUACCCACCACCAGGGCCGGCACCUGCGUCACCUCCGACUCCACCGUCCUCCGCGACGUCCUGUACGACGGGAACCCGAAACGGGAGAGGUGUACGGUUGUUCUGAGGAUAGCUUCCACGUUUAUAAGGUUUGGUUCUUUUGAAAUUUUUAAACCUCCUGAUGAAUACACAGGACGCAAGGGCCCCAGUGUGAACCGCAAUGAUAUUCGAAUACAGAUGCUUGAUUAUGUGAUUGGCACUUUCUAUCCAGAAAUCCAGGAGGCUUACUCAGACAACAGUGUUCAGAGGAAUGCUGCUUUCUUCAAAGAGGUAACCAGGCGGACAGCGAGGCUGGUUGCUGAGUGGCAGUGCGUGGGGUUCUGCCACGGGGUGCUGAACACAGACAACAUGAGCAUCGUCGGGCUGACCAUCGACUACGGCCCCUUUGGGUUCCUGGACAGAUACGACCCCGAGCACGUCUGCAACGGCUCGGACAGCGCGGGGCGCUACGCCUACAGCAGGCAGCCCGAGGUCUGCAAGUGGAACCUGGGGAAGCUGGCAGAGGCUCUGGUUCCAGAGCUGCCCUUGGAAAUAAGUGAACUCAUCCUGGAAGAGGAAUAUGAUGCAGAAUUUGAGAAACACUAUUUGCAGAAGAUGAGGAAGAAACUAGGCCUAAUCCAGCUGGAAUUAGAAGAAGAUAGUAAACUGGUGUCUGAACUUCUUGAAACCAUGCAUCUCACAGGUGGAGACUUCACAAAUAUUUUCUACUUGCUGAGUUCAUUUUCAGUAUACUCUGAUACUUCAGAAUUGGAAGGUUUCUUAGAAGAGCUUACAAGUCAGUGUGCUUCUGUGGAAGAACUGAAAGUUGCUUUCAAACCGCAGAUGGAUCCAAGACAGCUGUCGAUGAUGCUGAUGCUGGCUCAGUCUAACCCUCAGCUGUUUGCACUGAUUGGAACCAAAGCUAAUAUCAAUAAAGAGUUAGAACGCAUCGAGCAGUCCUCUAAGCUGCAGCAGCUAACAGCAGACGAUCUGCUCAGCAGAAAUAAAAGACACUGGAAAGCGGGGCUGAGACACUGGAAAGAGGGGCUGGAGAAAUACAGAGCCCGUUUGCAAAAAGAGAUAGAAAAUGUUAGUGAUGCUGACACCUGGAACGCUGAUCGAGUGAAGGUUAUGAAUUCUAACAAUCCAAAAUAUAUCCUGAGAAAUUAUAUUGCCCAGAAUGCCAUAGAAGCAGCUGAAAAUGGGGAUUUCUCAGAGGUAAGAAAUGUGCUGAAACUCCUGGAGAAUCCAUUCCAAGAAGCAGGAGGUUUUGGGGAGGUAAAAGAUGAAGAAGAGGAGGGAGCAGGUGCUGCAGCAGCUGCUUGUGCCCAAGAGACCAGAAGCAGGCUGCCAUACAGCAGUAAACCUCCACUGUGGGCUUCAGAGCUCUGUGUUACAUGA